This is a messenger RNA of Xenopus laevis (African clawed frog), 2353 nucleotides long. RefSeq names its product NADPH oxidase organizer 1 L homeolog (gene noxo1.2.L). NCBI's taxonomy places the organism in Eukaryota, Metazoa, Chordata, Amphibia, Anura, Pipidae. Gene Ontology annotation, biological process: superoxide anion generation. The record is from RefSeq and is a predicted model, not a curated record. The coding region runs from base 27 to 1274 and encodes 415 amino acids. The transcript has 8 exons. Gene Ontology annotation, molecular function: superoxide-generating NADPH oxidase activator activity; phosphatidylinositol binding. Gene Ontology annotation, cellular component: cytoplasm.
AGCAGCAUCCCAGGCACUCAGGAACCAUGAAGCAGAGCAGCAGCCGGCACCCCGUAGAAGUGCAAGGGGUCGGACUCAUGCACCAUGGCAACCACAAGACGUACAUGUUCUCUGUGCUUUGGUCGGACCACAUUAAGGUUUUAAUUUACAGAACAGUGGAGGAGUUUACAAAAUUCCAGAAAGAACUUAAGAGGAAAUUCCCAUUAGAAGCCGGGGCAAUGAAGAAAUCAGAGAGGACAAUCCCCAAGCUUAAAGAUGCCUUACGUAGAGGCUCCAAGAAAAAAGACUCCAGAAAGUACUUAGAGAGACUGCGGCAGCUGGAGACCUACUGCUGCGCAUUGCUGAAGCUUGACGCCAAGAUCUCGCAGUGCCCCAUCAUGGUGCAGUUUUUUACCCUGCACAAUAACGACUUGAAUCCAUCAUUCCCAGAAAACAGUCUGGUGAUAAUGCCUUCCGACACCAAGGAAGAGAGGAGCAUCUGCCAGAAUCAAAAUUUUAAUGUCUCCGGACCCCUCGUCUCGUUGACUUAUCUCUGCACUGCUGACUUUGAAACAGUUGACCUGAGAAACAAGCCAUUCACUGCAAAGAAGCAUGAGCUGCUGGAUGUGUUGGUGAAAGAAAGCACAGGGUGGUGGUUGGUUGAGAAUGAAGAUCGGCAAAUUGCCUGGUUUCCAGCACCUUACUUGAAGGCCCACAGAAAUACUGAAGAUGGCUGUGGAAACCAAGCAUGUCAAGAAGGAACCUUUUGUGUUGUAUUGAAAGCCUACGAGGCCCAGAACUUUGACGAAAUUUCCAUCGGUAUCGGAGUCAUUGUGGAAGUUUUGGAAAAAUCUGACAAUGGCUGGUGGCUGAUCAGGUACAACAGGAGGUCAGGAUAUAUCCCGUCCAUCUAUCUAAAGCCAUACAGGAAUCCAUGUGAGAAGUUCAAGAACAUUCUUGGCCGAGACUUGCACAUUUCUACUCCAAAUCUCUAUGAAGGGCGAGAUGAAAUCAUGAAGGAGGAUAGAGACCGGUCUCAGUCUGUGGGUGAUGCAUCAGUCACAUCCAAUAAGAGUUCUUCCAUCGCUUCCGAUCUGGAUAGUUCAAGUUCACCCUCAGUCUCGGAUGGGGAGUCAUCAGCAGGCGGCUCUAACACCUCUCUGUCAGCCAUUGAGCCAGCUUUUCGUGCUCCUAAAAUUCCAGCCAGGCCAAAACCAAAUGAGAUUUUACAGAAUUGUAGCACCGUGACCAAACGCACAGUGCAAAAAAUCCUUGUUCAGGCCACAUCUCCUUGAGGUCCUGGCAGAGGCUCAACUGGAAAGUGCAGAGGGGAAAGAAAAUUGAUAUUGUUUGUCUGACUAAAGAUAGAAUUUUACUCAAGUGAAAUUGAUUGAGGAUCUCUGUGGUACAUGUGAGGUCUAUGUAAUGCCCAUUGGAGGCAUGAAUCUAAGAAGCGGUAAAGCUUGAAAUGUAGUAGAAUUUUCUCUACUCCAAUGAUUACAAGUGGCCAAUAGCAGUGACGUGUGGUGGGGUUUCUAAAGAGGAAUUAUAUGUAUGUGCAUAAUUAUAUAUUUAGUAGCAACCCACACAAGCACAGUUGGGCCAGCAGUACCAGAAAGGUGUUAGCCUUCUGGAGACAAUGGUGGUGGUUUUAUUCCUGUGCCCAUCAAGAUGUGGAAAAAGGUAGGGCAGAUGGAUGCUUAGGUCACCAUCGUAUUUUGGCGACAAGAAAUGGUACUCACACAUUUUAGGAUCAGUUCAGUUCUUCAAGACCCCAGGGAUAGUUAACCAGAUCCAUUGCAGAUCUACCUGCCCUUACUAUGACCAGCAUGAAAGCAUAAAAGAAGAGGUCUGGGUCGGGUCCUAAAUGGGUAGGCUGUAUAGCUGGUGUUGCUUUGGGUGUUUGGGUAGCUUGUCUCUCUACUGAUGACUAUGUACUUUGUAUCAAGGUAUUAUUAUUAUUAUUGUAUAUUUAUAUCUAUAAAUAUAUUGAUUAUUCAUAUAGCACAUAGAUUUAACAACAAAUGCAUUAUAUUAUUAUAUAAUAUAUAAGUGGCAUAAUUAUGCAAAUGGUAAUGAAAAAGUAUGGUAUCUCUAUAGCCUAAGCCCUCAGCUCGGUGAGGAGAAUUCUGAUUUCUGUGCAGUAUAAUUAUAUGUACAAAUAAUAAGCCAAGUGUAUGGUUUAUGGUAACAAUACAAUUAUAUAAUGGCUUUCGUCUGCAGCUGGGGACACUGUCACAUAUACUGAUGUGGUGAUGAAACUCGCUGAUCUCUGUGUGAUUUGUAUAAUCAGAAAUAAAGCUGUUAUAAAAGAAUCUUUUCGUUUGUUCUUGGAUAUCUCUCCAUACUUGCAUGUGCUUCUCUCCCAACAGUC